AUGACCGAUCUUCUCCGCGUCCUGCCGCACUUCCCAGUCGGCCAGUAUGCAAAUCUGAUAUCCGCCCUUGAGAAGGUCGGCCUCACCACCAGCGACCUCUUGACGCUCGAAGCAGCCGACAUUGGAAAACGCACGCAACUUCCCCUGCUCGAUAUCAAGCGCCUAUGUGCCGCCGUCCUCGCUGCUCUUCACGAUGACCUAGGUGUUUUCGCCACAUCCCGCCGUCAUCAACACAGCAAUCAGGGCCAGGGUCAACAACAUGGCCAGACCAGCACGGUUCCUGCUGCGCCGCCUCCAGCUCUGCAGACCCUGAAGAACACACCCGCCUCCCUCGCCGCACAAUGGCAGACCAUCAGCACCCUAGAUCCGGACCUCGACCGCGCUCUCGGCGGCGGUGGCAUCCCCGCCGGCUACGUGACCGAGAUCACGGGCGAGUCUGGCGCCGGCAAGACGCAGUUCCUGCUCACGUUGCUCCUCUCAGUCCAGCUGCCGCCUCCCCAUGGGCUCGGCAGGCCGGCCUUGUACAUCAGCACCGAGGCGCCGCUCUCUACCCGGCGGUUAGCCCAGAUGCUCACCACCAAUACCUUCUUUAAGGGCAUCGAGGCAGACGGCCGAGAGAGACCUUCACUCGACAACAUCAUCAGCACCGUCACGCCCGACCUGGAAAGCCAAGAUCACAUCCUCACUUACCAAGUGCCCGUGGAGAUUGAGCGGCGCAACAUCGGCUUGCUCGUGCUCGACAGCGUGGCAGCCAACUACCGCGCCGAGUUUGAGCGUUCUUCUAAAGAAGCAGCUACGUCGUCGAUACCGGGCGCCGGCGCCGGCGCAGCACGAUCCUCUAACAUGGGAGCGCGCACCGCCGAGUUAGUCCGACUAGGUAUGCAACUUCGCGACCUAGCGCAAAAGUACAACCUAGCCGUGGUGGUGUCCAACCAAGUAGCCGAUCGGUUUGGGUCUAAGAUGCCUGAGCCCAUCACUUCUUCCAUCCCCCGGUCCAGCGCCGCCGUCCUUCCCACCCCAUCAGUUACUCCUUACCCUCACCCCGACGAAAACCCUCCUCAAUCCCACCACCCCGCCCUCCACCUCGACAACCAACAGCGUUUCUUCACCGGCUGGGGCGACGACCCCUACGCCUCUUUCCCCCUAAAAACUCCCUCCUUGGGUCUUGUCUGGUCUACACAGAUCUCUGCGCGGAUAGCGCUGUUUAAAAGGCCGGCUUAUGGAAGGAGUAAGUACCAAGCUGAUGAUGAAGACCAGAACGGCAAUGAAAAAGGGAUGCCAAUGCUGAAGAGCUGGAGGAGGUGGAUGAAGGUUGUUUUUGCGGGGUGGACGGCUGAGAGCGGGACGGGGUUGGAUGGAGGGGGAAGUGUGGAGUUUGAGGUUUGGAUGGGGGGGUUGAGGGGGAAAUUCUAUGGGCAGGGGUGA
Neurospora tetraspora is the source of this 1425-nucleotide messenger RNA. Its product is annotated as putative RAD57 protein. Gene Ontology annotation, biological process: mitotic recombination; reciprocal meiotic recombination; DNA recombinase assembly. The record is from RefSeq and is a predicted model, not a curated record. The transcript has 2 exons. NCBI's taxonomy places the organism in Eukaryota, Fungi, Ascomycota, Sordariomycetes, Sordariales, Sordariaceae. Gene Ontology annotation, molecular function: double-stranded DNA binding; ATP-dependent DNA damage sensor activity; DNA strand exchange activity. Bases 1 to 1425 code for a protein of 474 amino acids. Gene Ontology annotation, cellular component: condensed nuclear chromosome.